AUGAUACUAGCGCCACGAGAUGUUGAUAUAGAUUUACUUUCGGACAAAACAUAACCUUAUUAUUGCAUGUCUUGAUAAAUUUUGUAAAUAGCAUACGUUCGCUAUUUAUAAAUUUACUAAUUAAUCAUUAACGUUAUCUGUUCGUAUUAAUUAUAUUUAUAUGACAAUGUCCGAGACUAUAAAUGGAAUUUGUCUUUUAAUGUGUCCCGAGAAAGAAAGAUGGAUGAGAGAGAAAGAAGGUUUAUUGCAUCGAUUUGAAAUUGAUGAAAAAACGAAACAUUUAAAAAAACCAAAAGCCGAUCCGAAUAAAAUAAUAAAAAGUUUUUCUCGUCCAGCUGCUGGUCAGAUUAUGACAGAUCCGAGUCUUUUGCGACCAGGACCAGUAUUACUAUCAACAAUUAAAUAUUUAUUUACAAAGAUAUUAACACGCACAGAUGUAGAUUGGGUACAUAUAUAUGAUUUUACAUUUGAUCGAUUAAGAGCUAUACGGCAAGAUUUAGUGAUCCAAAGAAUUGGUACGAUUAUGAGUAUUCAACUUUUGGAACCCAUUGUACGAUUUCAUACAUAUGCCGCUCAAAGACUCUGUGAACGAAAUAUUUCUGAGUUUGAUCCAAAAAUUAAUGAUCAACAUUUGUUGGAAUGUAUUAAGCAAUUGUUAAUCUUAUACGAUACAGUAAACAAAACAGAGAAGUUAGAGCUUCAUGAAGACAUAGAAGUAUUAACAUUGAUUGAUAAUAGAGCAGAAAUGGAAGCAUUAUAUAUUCUUUUAAAUAUUGGAGAUAUCUCAGCAUUGAACAGAGCUUUAUCUCUUCCUGAAAAAUUAAGAAAGUUGGAGGAAAUUCGAUUAGCCACAAAUAUAUCUAUAGCUUGGUACUUAAGGAACUACGUACGAGUGUUUCGACUAAUACAAAAACUCCGUCCAAUACUUGUAUGUGCUGCAAUGUGCAAUUUAAAGAAUAUGAGAAGAAAUGUAUUACAAAUUAUGAGUUCUGGAUAUAAUAAUAAAAUUCUCACAUUUCCUGGAUUAAAAUUACAAGAGUUAAUAUUGUACAAAGACAUAGAAAAACUUGAAAAUGACUGCAAACUAUUUAAUUUAACAUUUACUAAUCAAAAUAUUUUGUUUCAAAAAACAUCGUUUAACGAUAAAAUAUUAUUGGCAAAUAGUGAAAUGUAUUAUACGCCUCAAAUAUUACACAAGUUCUUGCCAAAUAUACUUCUGGGAUCUUUAUAACCAAAUUAUUAAAAAAAAUUAUCUCC
Molecule: messenger RNA, 1257 nt
Organism: Vespa mandarinia (Asian giant hornet)
Lineage: Eukaryota; Metazoa; Arthropoda; Insecta; Hymenoptera; Vespidae
Product: SAC3 domain-containing protein 1
Biological process (GO): spindle assembly; centrosome duplication
Cellular component (GO): nucleus; spindle; centrosome
Source: RefSeq, a predicted model, not a curated record